This is a messenger RNA of Amorphotheca resinae ATCC 22711, 1063 nucleotides long. RefSeq lists its product as hypothetical. Gene Ontology annotation, molecular function: RNA binding; histone H2AQ104 methyltransferase activity; rRNA methyltransferase activity. Gene Ontology annotation, biological process: box C/D sno(s)RNA 3'-end processing; rRNA methylation. The transcript is spliced from 4 exons. The record is from RefSeq and is a predicted model, not a curated record. Bases 8 to 955 code for a protein of 315 amino acids. Lineage: Eukaryota; Fungi; Ascomycota; Leotiomycetes; Helotiales; Amorphothecaceae. Gene Ontology annotation, cellular component: small-subunit processome; nucleolus; box C/D methylation guide snoRNP complex.
CGCAGAGAUGGCAUUCACACCUAGAGGCGGACGAGGCGGCGGCGAUCGCGGUGGACGAGGUGGUGGAAGAGGCGGUGAUCGUGGUGGACGUGGGGGUUUCUCGAGAGGUGGAGGACGAGGAGGUCGAGGUGAUAGCAGAGGCGGACGUGGAGGACGCGGCGGAGCAAGAGGACGUGGAGGCCCACGCGGAGGAAGAGGAGGAGGGGCAAAGGGUGGUGCGAAGACCAUCAUUGAACCCCACCGUCACCCAGGUAUCUUUGUCGCUCGUGGAAAGGAAGAUAUGCUGGUGACCAAGAACCUGUCACCUGGCGAAUCCGUCUAUGGCGAAAAGCGCAUCAGCGUUGAGAACGCUGCGACCAAGAACGAGGAUGGCACCCCUAACGUUACCAAAACCGAAUACAGAGUCUGGAAUCCCUUCCGUAGUAAGCUGGCGGCCGGUGUCUUGGGUGGUCUGGACGAGAUCUUCAUCAAGCCUGGCGCAAAGGUCUUGUAUCUCGGUGCUGCGUCUGGAACAUCUGUUUCCCACGUCGCGGAUAUUGUUGGGCCUACCGGAACAGUCUUUGCCGUUGAGUUCUCGCACCGUUCUGGAAGAGAUCUGAUCAACAUGGCUACGCACCGCACGAACGUCAUCCCAAUCAUUGAAGAUGCUCGUCACCCCCUCCGAUACAGAAUGUUGGUCUCGAUGGUCGAUGUCAUCUUCGCUGAUGUUGCGCAACCUGACCAGGCUCGUAUUGUGGGCUUGAAUGCUCACCUGUUCUUGAAGGUUGGCGGUGGAGUGGUUGUUUCCAUCAAGGCCAACUGUAUUGAUAGUACUGCGGCCCCCGAGGCUGUGUUUGCAAGAGAAGUGCAGAAGAUGAGAGAGGAGAGAAUUAAGCCUCUGGAGCAGCUGACUCUUGAGCCAUUCGAACGUGACCACUGUAUAGUUGCUGGCCGAUACAUCAGAGCCCAGACAUAGAGGUUGCACUGUCUCUUGAUCCCAUUUCAGUCUCUCAUCACACUCCUGGCAUCAUAUGACCUGAUGCCUAUCUGCCUUCAUGCUGCAUUGCGUACUUCUUCUCGUGUC